GGUUGUCUGAGUGGGGCUGCAUCCCAGGAAGUUGUUGAUAUGAGAGCUGUUGGGAGCCUCCAGUGUAGUCCACGCUUUCUCCAUACUCGCGUUGAAGAAGCACAAUAGUAGUUGAAUAAUGGCCACAGACGAUAAGAAGCCAGCCUUUGAAAAGGUCAUCGUUGUUGGAGCUGGACCUUCAGGCCUUCUCUUGUCACUGCUGCUGAUUCGAGCUGGUAUAAGAGUACAUCUUCUGGAUGCUGCUCCUACUCUGGACGACCAGCCACGCGCCGCGCAUUAUGGACCUCCUGCAAUCCCGGACCUUCGACGAGCAGGUGUCCUGGACAAGAUCAAGUCGCAAGGCUUGACGCUCAACACAAUGUGUUGGCGAAAGCUAGAUCAAACAUACAUCGCUGGCAUGGAUACUAGCGAGACAUUGUCGAAUGACCCCGAGUACGGUGAUGUGAGGACUGUCAGCCUGGCUUUGCAAACACUGGACGCUUUGAUGUUGGAAGACUUCGAGAAAGAGGGCGGCCAAGUCAGCUGGGAACAUCGAGUGUUGGAAGUCCAACAAAACGAGUCAAAAGUUUGGGUAAAGGUCCAGACGCCGACCGAGAAGGAGAAAACGAUCGAAGCGGAUUAUGUCGUAGGUUGUGAUGGCGCGAACAGCGUCGUCAGAAAGAGCUUGUUCGGAGAAGACUAUCCUGGGUUCACCUGGAGUCAGAAACAGAUUGUCGCAACCAACACGUACUAUGACUUCCGUAAAUUUGGCUAUCACGACGCGAACUUUAUCAUCCAUCCUGAGCACUUGUACAUGGCAGCCAUCAUCGAUGAUAAAGGCCUGUGGCGUGUAACGUAUGGAGAAGAGCCAGGUUUGACACGCGAACAAUUGUUAGAACGUCAGCCCAGGAAGUUUGAGACUAUCCUACCUGGCAAUCCGAAGCCUGGGGAUUAUGAGAUGGUGAAUUUCUCGCCAUACAAGAUGCAUCAGAGGGUAGCCGAGAAAUUCAGAGUUGGGAGAGUCAUGCUGGCAGCGGAUGCGGCGCAUCUUUGCAAUCCUUUUGGUGGUCUCGGAAUCACUGGCGGAUUUGUGGAUGUUGGCUGUUUGUACGAUUGUUUGUACGGCAUCUGGACGCAUCAAGCCGACGACUCAAUCCUGGACCUGUAUUCGGAAGUGCGUCGACAAAAAUACAAGGAGAUCAUUGAUCCAAUCUCGACGGAGAAUUUCAAGCGUGUCUUUGACCAGGAUCCGGAAGCUGCGAGCGAGAACGACCACUUCCUAGUUUCGUGCAAGAAGGCGGCCGAGGACAAGGAAUUUGCCCGGCAGAUGCACUUGGCGUCCUUUGGCAUCCGUCAUGAUUUCACACAAUAUUAUCGCAAGGACAAAGGCAAGGCACUGGUGACUGAUGAUGCAAAGUCCGACUUGAGUGUUGAACAUAUCGAAAUAGUCGCGCCGACGGGAGCUGAUUAGAUACCGAAUAUGAAUUUCAACUGAUGUACUAUGCGCUAAUUGGUCCGUAAUA
Molecule: messenger RNA, 1502 nt
Organism: Aureobasidium subglaciale EXF-2481
Lineage: Eukaryota; Fungi; Ascomycota; Dothideomycetes; Dothideales; Saccotheciaceae
Exons: 5
Coding region: 119-1450 (443 amino acids)
Biological process (GO): ubiquinone biosynthetic process
Cellular component (GO): mitochondrion
Molecular function (GO): oxidoreductase activity; FAD binding
Source: RefSeq, a predicted model, not a curated record